Messenger RNA from Anolis sagrei ordinatus, 2592 nucleotides. It is a transcript of the gene P4HB, whose product is annotated as prolyl 4-hydroxylase subunit beta. Gene Ontology annotation, molecular function: protein disulfide isomerase activity. Gene Ontology annotation, biological process: response to endoplasmic reticulum stress; protein folding. The record is from RefSeq and is a predicted model, not a curated record. Lineage: Eukaryota; Metazoa; Chordata; Lepidosauria; Squamata; Anolidae. Gene Ontology annotation, cellular component: endoplasmic reticulum; external side of plasma membrane.
GGGGGAGAGGGCUCUCUUUCGCGGUGCCUUCGCCUGGCUCGGUCUCCGUGCUCUCCCUCGCCGCCGCCGCUGCCGCCGCCGCCAUGAAGACCGCUCCGCUCCUGGGCCUCCUCUUGCUGGGCCUGGCCUGCUCCGCCGCCGAGUUCGAGGAGGACGAGGGCGUCCUGGUCCUGAAGACGGCCAACUUCGAGCAGGCGCUGCAGCAGUUCCCCAACAUCCUGGUGGAGUUCUAUGCACCAUGGUGUGGCCACUGUAAAGCUCUGGCACCGGAGUAUGCGAAGGCAGCAGCUAAACUGAAAUCUGAGAACUCUGAAAUCAGGCUGGCUAAGGUGGACGCCACAGAAGAGUCAGAACUUGCCCAGCAGUUUGGUGUGCGAGGAUAUCCCACUAUUAAAUUUUUUAAGAAUGGAGAUAAAUCUUCCCCCAAAGAGUACACAGCUGGCAGGGAAGCAGAUGACAUUCUGAACUGGAUAAAGAAGCGCACAGGGCCAGCAGCUACUACAGUGAAGGACGUUGCUGGAGCUGAAGAACUCAUAGAAGCCAAUGAAGUUGCUGUGAUUGGGUUCUUUAAGGAUGCAGAGUCUAAUGCUGCCAAACAAUUCUUGUUGGCAGCAGAGUCCAUCGAUGACAUUCCUUUUGGGAUUUCCUCCAGCAGCGAUGUCUUUGCCAAAUACCAGCUCAGCAAAGAUGGAGUUGCUCUUUUUAAGAAGUUUGAUGAAGGCCGUAACAACUUUGAUGGGGAGAUAACGAAGGAGAACCUGCUGAACUUCAUCAAAUCAAACCAGUUGCCCUUGGUGAUUGAAUUUACUGAACAGACUGCACCCAAAAUCUUUGGAGGAGAGAUCAAAACCCACAUCCUUCUGUUCCUGCCCAAGAGUGAUACAGACUACCAAGUAAAACUGGAUAACUUCAAAAAAGCUGCGGAGAGCUUCAAAGCAAAGAUUUUGUUCAUCUAUAUAGACAGUGACCACACUGAUAACCAGAGGAUCUUGGAGUUCUUUGGCCUGAAGAAAGAGGAGUGCCCUGCCAUACGUCUCAUUACUCUAGAGGAAGAAAUGACUAAGUACAAGCCCGAGUCAGAUGAACUGACUCCAGAAAACAUCAGGGAUUUCUGCAACAAGUUCCUGGAGGGCAAAGUUAAGCCCCAUCUGAUGAGCCAAGAGAUUUCUGAUGACUGGGAUAAACAACCGGUCAGAGUUCUGGUUGGGAAGAACUUUGAGGAUGUGGCUUUUGAUGAGACUAAAAAUGUCUUUGUCGAAUUCUAUGCUCCCUGGUGUGGCCACUGCAAACAACUGGCUCCCAUUUGGGAUAAACUUGGAGAGACUUACAAGGACCAUGAAAAUAUUAUCAUAGCCAAGAUGGAUUCUACAGCCAAUGAGGUUGAGGCAGUGAAGGUCCACAGCUUCCCUACUCUCAAGUUUUUCCCUGCUGGUCCUGGCAGAACGGUUGUAGAUUACAAUGGUGAGAGGACACUGGAGGGCUUCAAGAAAUUCCUGGAAAGUGGUGGAAAAGACGGUGGCGUAGAUGAAGAUGAUCUGGAAGAUCUAGAGGAUAUGGAAGAGCCAGAUGCUGAAGGGGAGGAGGAGGAGGAUGCUACACUUAAAAAAGAUGAACUGUAAAGUUGAGUCCAAUCUGCAUAUCCCCCAGACACUACACUGUGGCUGCCUGCUCAUGCAGUCAAUCAAAUUCAGAAAUAAAUUCAAUCCAGAAGACUGCUGCUGGCUGAAGAAUACAGGGAAUGGUCAAAAGUAACCUUUCAUCCUAACUUCUCUGUCAAUUUGAUUGUUCUAGUCUUAUUUUUUGUUAUUUUGGAAAUGGGACUGGCCAGGUAGCCUACCCUACAGGGGACUUUUAUUUCUUCAUAUAUACACUGUGAUGUACAUUUUCUUUUCCUGCAGUGUUCUGUGAUCUGGGUAAAAGCAGGUUGACAUGGCAAUGUGUCUUGUUGCCUAAUCUGGGAGCUUUUCUAAUAAUGCCUCCUUCAAGCUUUAGUCACACUUGCUAAAAUGUCAUGAGCUGCUGUUGGCCCAGCAGGGUCUUGGUUAUUCUGUCUCAGCUGUUCUCUGUUCCCGUUUGAGGGGCCACUCCAACAUCAAAGCCAGUUCUAGGUUGACCACCAUAGUGCCCAGAGAAAGGAAAAGACAUGAGCGGGGUGGGAUAAGUCCUCUUAAUUCACUGCAUAAUCUUGCUUCCCCUUUAUGACUGAACAAAGUAUUUCUAUUCCAAAGAUCAGGAGGGGUAGGGAGACUUGCUAUGAGGAAGAAGGACUCAGUUGCUCCCUCUCCCAAGGCAAACGUUUGAUUCAUGCCACUACCCUGCCCCCUGAACAAACAUAAGAUUUGCUCAUAACAUAUUGCUUUGUGAAUGGGUUUCCCAGGUAUUUACAGAGCUGUUUGGAAAAUGGCGUGCCAGAAUGCAACAAAAGGACACUCAGUAACUAAAAUUCUUGUUUUUGUGGGGGGUACUUGAGAGCCAAGGAGUGCUAUGGGGAGGGAAAUGUGCGUUUCAGCAGAAUUGGGAUUAGUUUUGGGCAUCCAUGAUGCAAAAGGAAAUGGAACUCAUUGGCCAAAUAAAAGUUGAUUUUAAUACUAA